GCGACGGCUUUUUGCCGGCCGUCCCGCCCUGCCUCUCUAUCCCCGGGAGUUCUUCUGUCCCACCUCGGGCCCCGGGAGGAGGGAGCGGGGUCUUGUGGCACUCACCUGGUCCUGGUAGAGGUGUCGGGGUUCAUUGCAGGGACUUAUCUUGUUUCCUCCCUUCUUCUCUGCCCUUCUAGUUUUACGGGGGCAAGUCCUGCCCAACGUGUACGGUGAGGCCUUGGGCACUGCUUUAAUUAUCAGUGGUUGUGGGAACUGGACAGUUUCCUGACCUCGAAUCUCUUGCACUUACGCUUCUCUGCCUCCGUGUCCAUAACACUUUCUGGUCACCCUUAACAAGUCUCCAGUCCCGGAUGUCCAUUCCUAAGAUUACUAGUUUAUAAGCGUCUCCAGGUGGGACUCAUCUGAUUCUCAGUAUUCUUCAGGUACUUGAUAGGUUUGUUACUGAGCCCAACUGUUUUCAGGAAAACCCUUGUGUCGAAUUAAAACACAAAAAACAAAAACUCUAAAACCCGUCAUUCUCAUAUGGGAAUGCUACUUCCAGAGUGCACACUAGUCCUUGACAGUUUCGUGACCUUGUCCAGUAGAAGGCUAUUUAAUUUUUACAACUGCUUGAAUUUUGGCAUACAAGAUGAAGCAAGAUGCCUCAAGAAAUGCUGCCUACACUGUGGAUUGUGAAGAUUAUGUGCAUGUGGUAGAAUUUAAUCCCUUUGAGACUGGGGAUUCAGGAAACCUAAUUGCAUAUGGUGGCAAUAAUUAUGUUGUCAUUGGCACGUGUACGUUUCAGGAAGAAGAAGCAGACGUUCAAGGCAUUCAGUAUAAAACACUUCGAACAUUUCACCAUGGAGUCAGGGUUGACGGUAUAGCUUGGAGCCCAGAGACUAGACUUGAUUCAUUGCCUCCAAUAAUCAAAUUUUGUACUUCAGCUGCUGAUUUGAAAAUUAGAUUGUUUACUUCAGAUCUUCAAGAUAAAAAUGAAUAUAAGGUUUUAGAGGGCCAUUCAGAUUUCAUUAAUGGUUUGGUGUUUCAUCCCGAAAGUGGCCAAGGAAUUGCAAGUGUGAGUGACGAUCAUACCUGCAGGAUUUGGACCUUGGAAGGAGUGCAAACAUCUCUUUUUGUUCUUCAUUCUCCUGGCAUGAGUGUGUGCUGGCAUCCUGAGGAAACUUGUAAGCUGAUGGUUGCAGAGAAGAAUGGAACAAUCCGGUUUUAUGAUCUUUUCGCUCAACAGGCUAUUUUAUCUCUUGAAUCAGAACAAGUGCCAUUAAUGUCAGCACACUGGUGCUUAAAAAACACCUUCAAAGUUGGAGCUGUUGCAGGAAAUGAUUGGUUAAUUUGGGAUAUUACUCGGUCCAGUUAUCCUCAAACUAAGAGACCUGUUCACAUGGAUCGAGCCUGCUUAUUCAGGUGGUCCACAAUUAGUGAAAAUCUGUUUGCAACUACUGGUUAUCCUGGUAAAAUGGCAAGCCAGUUUCAAAUUCAUCAUUUAGGACAUUCUCAGCCCGUCCUCGUGGGUUCUGUACCUGUUGGAUCUGGCCUCUCCUGGCAUCGAACUCUCCCUCUGUGUGUCAUUGGAGGAGACCACAAGCUGUUGUUUUGGGUGACUGAAGUAUAAAGUUUUCUCUGUACCUUAGAGUCACAAACUUUGUAUUUUUAAUACACAUUUUGAAGAAUUUCUUAUUUUUAUAUCAAAUAUACUGUAUACUUUAGAAAAUGUUUCAGUUGCUUUUAUUACAUAAAAUGUUCAUGGUUUGAAAAAUUA
Molecule: messenger RNA, 1759 nt
Organism: Callithrix jacchus (white-tufted-ear marmoset)
Lineage: Eukaryota; Metazoa; Chordata; Mammalia; Primates; Cebidae
Gene: NUP37
Product: nucleoporin 37
Cellular component (GO): nuclear pore outer ring
Molecular function (GO): protein binding
Source: RefSeq, a predicted model, not a curated record